This is a messenger RNA of Phycodurus eques (leafy seadragon), 5803 nucleotides long. RefSeq names its product prominin 1a (gene prom1a). NCBI's taxonomy places the organism in Eukaryota, Metazoa, Chordata, Actinopteri, Syngnathiformes, Syngnathidae. Bases 192 to 2906 code for a protein of 904 amino acids. The transcript has 29 exons. Gene Ontology annotation, molecular function: cholesterol binding. The record is from RefSeq and is a predicted model, not a curated record. Gene Ontology annotation, cellular component: cell surface; microvillus; prominosome.
CGCCCAUCGCAAGUGCGGGCUCGUCUCGGAGCGGAGACGGCGGAGGAAGGAUCUCCCGGCGUGGAGGCGCAGAACGCAGCGGGGCAAGGGGGGACAACGAUGCCCAAUCGCCGGUAGGCCGGUGCUCCAUUUACGGACACUUUUCCACAUCUUAUCCCGCUCGCCCGAGCCACGAGCUCAGAAGACCCACGAUGCCUUUGAACGGACUCACGAUGGGAAAGAGCGGAACCAUGGUUCUUCUCUGCAUGCUGUUGGGCUCCGGGGAACUCCAGGAGCCGGAGCCGCGGAGGUUGCCACCCCCGCCGGCCAAAUUGGACUUCGGUUACGUGCCCGCCGGAGUGUACGAGACGGUGGCCCACUACGAACCGGGACCCAUCGGCAUUCUGUUCCACAUGGUGCACACUUUCCUGAGCCUGGUGCAGCCUAACGACUUCCCGCAAGAUCUUCUUAUCAGACUGGCCAAGGACAAGUUUGGAGCUCUUCAAACUGAAUAUCAGAAGCCGGAGAACAUAGUGCUGAGCCUGCAGGCGAUCUACUACGAGGUGGGCUUCCUGGUGUGUGCCGCCGUGGGUGUCCUGUUCGCCGUCCUGGUGCCCGUGGUGGGCCUCUUCUUCUGCCUGUGCCGCUGCUGCGACAACUGCGGCGGGGAGAUGCACCAGCGGCAGAGGAAGAAUGCCGACUGUCGACGAGGCUUGCUGGGAACGUUGCUCUUCUCCACCUCGCUGGUCGUCACAAUCGGCCUGUUGUGCGCGUACGCCGCCAACCAGAACCUGAGCGCUCAGGUCAAGAACAUCCGACGUCUGGUCAACAGCAACAUGAGGGACCUGCACGCCUUCGCUAACGACACGCCCAUGCAAAUCGAUUACCUCACCUCCCAGUAUGCCACCGCCAAGGACCAAGUUUUGUACGACCUGGAGAACAUAGGUCCGCUAUUAGGCGGAAGGAUACGCGAUACGUUAGAUAAGGAGGUGGACCCGGCCUUGGAUGCCGUGCUGAAAACAACAGGUGUGAAAAUCGACAGAGCCAUCAAAGCUAUGCGCGAAACCAAGGAGGCCCUGGAGAAUGUGAGCGUGUCUCUGCAAGUGCUGCAGGAGGCCACGGGCAAGCUGGACUUGAACCUGAGCCUGCUCAGGGCCAACAUCAAGCGCUCGCUCAACGACCCCGGGUGCCACGACGAGGAGUCGGACGCCACCUCGGCCCAACUGUGCCGGGGAAUCCGCCGGUCACUGGAGCAGCUGCACAUCAGCGCCAACUUCACGCGGCUUCCCAACGUGAACGCUCAGCUGGAGAAGAUGAACGACGUGUUGAAAACGGACCUCAGCGCCGUCGUCAACAAGGGUUACACAUCCUUGAACGACACGCCUUACAUGGUGAUGGUUCAGACCCGGGGUGUUGUCGACAGGGUGCAGAACUUGGUGGCCGACAUCGGCGGGAACGUGGGCAACCUAUCCAAAGCGUUCCCCGUGCACACCUACUUGUCCAACUUCACCAUCUUCAUCAGCCACGUCCACGCCAAGAUCGAGGACCAGUACCCUGAAAUUGACAAGCUGGACUUCUACAGGUGGACGGGCUGCGUGGCUUUGUGCUGCAUGCUGGUACUGGUGCUGGCCUUCAACUACCUGGGGCUGCUUUGCGGCACGCUGGGCUACGACAAGCACGCCUCGCCCACCACGCGAGGGUGCAUCUCCAACACGGGGGGCACCAUGAUCAUGGCUGGCGUGGGCUUCACCUUCAUCUUCUCCUGGGUUCUUAUGGGCCUGCUGACCGCCAUCUUCCUGGCGGGGGGGAACACGGAGAAGCUGGUCUGCGAGCCCUUCCACACCAAAGAACUCUUUAAGGUGGUGGACGCGCCGUACCUGGUGAACUCCGAGUGGAGGAACUUCAUCCCGGGGUACCUGUACAACGACUCCGAGCUGGAGCUGACUGCAGAGAGCUUGUACAGCACUUGCAAAGAAAACAAAGGCAUUUACUCGGCCCUGCGCCUGGACAAAGUGUUCAACGUCUCGUCUUUCCUCAACGCCACAGUGUUCACCAAGGACGUGGGGGCGCUGCUGAGCAGCGUGAAAAUCGACCUGAGAGACGUCAUCUUGCUGGAAGCGGAGGGCAAGCAGAAUCUUCUGGAUUUCUCUGAGGCAGGACUCUCGGAAACGAACUACGCGGACUACCUGGAAGAGGUCAACAAAGGAAUCACAGUGGUGGACUUGCUUUCGUUUGCCAAAGAGCUGGAAGCCCAGACAGACCUGAUGCCUCGGGCUCUUUUGCAAAGGUCUCUGAAAGGUCACGCGGGCACCGUGCGACAGAUCCACAGCCAGCAGGUGGUCCCCAUGCAGCAGGCCAUGAAAUACGUUAGAGCCAGGAGCGCUCUGAACCAGAGCAUGAGAUUCUUGGAAAGAACCGCCUCAGACCUGCCAAACAAAGUCUUAGCCGUGCUGGAUGCAAUCAAUGCAGCCCAGUAUCUCAUUUCCCAUAAUGCAACACAACUUAUUGACCGGGAAAGUGCAAAAUACACAUCAAAUAUUGUGAGCUACUUCCAUCAAUACAUUGAGUGGGUCAAGACCUCUCUGGCCAUGGAGGUGGCACCGUGCAAGCCUAUCAGCAACGUGCUGGACACGGUGGAAAUAAUCACCUGCAGUUUCCUAGUGGACUCCAUGAACGUGUUCUGGAUGGGUCUCGGCUGCAGCACGCUCUUCCUCAUCCCGAGCAUCGUGCUCGCCGUCCGGCUGGCCAAGUUCUACCGCAGGAUGGACACGGAGGACGUUUACGACGAUAUGGAAAGUGGUAAUAAUGGUUAUCAUAGCGAGCGCCCACAAGGCAUCCUAAACCCCCCCGUGACCAGCAUCCCAACAUACGAUACCAUGAACCGAUUCCCGCGGGCCUCGGCUCCUCCGAGGCACAUCGACUGGUGACCGAGAGCUCACAUUCUCUUGUGGCUCCCGGACCGACAGCUGCCACGGACUCCACUGGAACUAAUAAAAAAAACAAAAAGAAGUCCACGGAAACUGAAGUCAAUGAAACUCAAAAACAGGAUUUUUCUGUGACGACGACGAACUUUCGGAGCCCUUUCAGUGUGUUUUCAUCAUCAUCAUCAUCAUCAUCGGUCCUGCAGGACAUCAAUGGGCCGAAGUCCAUCUGUUUACAUUUCUUUGGACGCAAAAAAAAAAAAAAAAAAUAGCAAACAUCCGGACUGGACUGCAACAAUGAGUGGCAAAGUGGUCACAGGACGGUAACGACGCGCUGCUGAAGGACCUGCUAAUCAGGUAGCUUCGUUAUUCUUGUGGAUGACGGAAAAAUGAGGCUUAUUGUUACGUUUGCAGCAUGUUGGCAUCAACGAAGUGGAAAAAAACUAAACAAAAAGAAACUGGACAAAGUGGAGAUAGCAUGACUUUUAAAUGUUUACAGUAAUGCACAAAAUAACGUCAACCUUGUGGAAAUGUUGGGGCUCAUUACGAAAAGACUGGUUGCCUUUCAGGUUGGCAUUUAUUGCUUUUUAAAGGGACUGUUCGCCCUGCGUAGUGCUCACGCUGUUUUUGAAGUUUCUCAACUCUGUGGGAAGAUGUUUAGUGCAGCCUUUUGGUCUAGUUUUUUUUUUUUUUUUUUGCUGAAGCUGUACGCUCGACUUUUGUCCGCGUUUGUAAAUUUCACUGCACUCUGCGUAAUGAAAUUUGACUGGACCCCGUCCGAUAUCAUCAGGUCGCUAUUUUAUUCAUUUCGCAUUCAAAUUUUGCACGUUCGCAACAAUAUCUCUCUCAAAAUCUCCACAUGGAUCAAAAGUGAUAUAUUUUUCUUCAAUUGUAUUAUUUUAUUUUUUUUGAAGACAUUUUUCCCCACAUGGAUUUAAAUAAUUCAAAAACUAGUCGACGGUUUCAGUUCUCGUGUUUUCUCCAGGCUCUUGUCCUUAUAUUUGUGUAAAAAAAAAUAAAAAAUAAAAAUAAAAAUCGCAGUUGAACCAAAGAGUGACUUUCUGUUAGUUAAGUGAAACAUUCGACAUGACAAAUUAGAUGUCGAUAUUGAAAAAUAUAUGGAUAUAUUUAACGAAAAACGUACUUUUCUCUGUAGGUUGCUAAAUCAACAGCCAACCCCUCCAAUAAAUCUCACCACCUUUUUUUUUUUUUACUGACUGAAGUGGAGAACAAUCACAGAUAAAACAAUCAGUACACCCACAAAUCAAUCAAAAGCUGAAAUAUAUCCUCGAUAGCUAUUUUCGGAAAAGUACUUUCCCUUUGUACUUUGUUUCAUAAUGUCUUCAACAUUUAUAUCUCUGGUGAAUUAGCAUUCAAGGACAAGGUGGAGAGAAUUAUUGUUGUCAAGCUAUUUUUUUUUAACCGUAGAUCUCAGGUUUUUCCCGCUAAUUUCCACUCAUGUUCCUUUUUUUUUUUGUAAUCUAAACUACAUGAAUACAUUUAUCGAAUAUUGAGCUAGAGCAAGCGAAUGUAUUCCACUUAGUUUUUUGUCAUUUUGUACAUUGAACACUAACGCUAAUACGUCCUGCUAAUAUAUCGCCUCCGUGGUUACAGGCUAGUUGCUGCUAAUUGCUGUUGAUGUUUAAAAUAAAAAAUAAAAAAAGACAUUCUGCUUAUGAUAAAAUACGUCAUUUUGGUGUGGAAAAACAAAAUACAUAAGAGAAAAUAAGCAAAAUGACACAGCAAGCUAGUGCCUAGCUAGCAUCUGAAAUCUUAUAAGAUGGCCUACUGUAAAUUCAAGAUUUCUUUGAAAAAAAAAAAAAAAAAAAAAAAACAUCAUCUUGAGGUGAACCAUUCAUCAAAAUGAUGUCAUUUAGUUGAUUCUUGAGGUUUUAAGAACAUUUUUACUCAACUGUUAGCUUGGUUUUAUGCUACAGUUGUACCUUGACUUCUGAGUGCCCCAAUUUACGAGUUUUUCAAGUUACGAGCUGUGACUUUUUUUUGGUUUUGUUUUGGGUUUUUUUGCUUCGUGUUGCAAGCCAACAUUUGAGUUAAGAGUUCAGAUACGCCGCCCCAUGACUAAUGUAAACGAAAAUGAAUGUAGUUUCAGCAGUUUAUUGAACUUGCAAAGAGCUGCUGUAGGCCACGACUCACACGUGGACGCUCACAAGCAGACUAAUCGACUAAAGCUCCUGAUGUCACUCACUCGGCCACCCCCUUAAAGGGACAACCCCAACACAUGACGACAAUGCUUACAGUAAUUACACUUUAUUUCUUUACAUUCUCCUUUAUUAAGUUUUGAUAAAAAUAGAGUCCUAUUUGUAUUUAUUAAAAACGUAACAAAAAAUGGUGGGCGCUAGAAUGGAUGGCAUAUUUCAUUUCAAAGGGGAAUAUUGAUUUGAUAAACGAAUGGAUUGGGUUACAAACUUGGUCACCCAAUGAAUUAAACUUGCAAGUCAAGGUAACACUGUCUUCGGUGCAAAGUAACGUUGAAAUGUCAUAUCAAAAAUGGAAUUUUGAUGGACGGAAAGAACUCUGUUUGACUACCGAUGUUAAUCCAAGUUAGCUGCUAGCGAGAAAGCUAACCGUCCCUUUUUUUUUUUUUUUCUGCGUACAGUUGAAUUAAAUGAAACAUAUUUCCACGCUAAAAUUCUCUGCAUAGCUACAGAGUGCACACAUAUCAUACAGUAAUAUAACUUUUACUCAGCUAUGAUUUUUAGAAGACCUUCCCGCAUGUCUGCUAAUUUUUCUGGCUUAGGGUUUGGUUCUUGCUAGUGGGGGGAAAAAAAAAAAAAAAAAAAAAAAAAUUCCGAUGUGAACCAUUCAUAGAGUGGACAGCGCUUGAUUUUUCUCGAGUGCUUCAAUGUGCAAACUGUGAAUAAAGUUUUCAUUUGCGCUUGGAA